This is a messenger RNA of Rhincodon typus (whale shark), 2410 nucleotides long. RefSeq names its product kelch-like protein 25. The record is from RefSeq and is a predicted model, not a curated record. Bases 140 to 2110 code for a protein of 656 amino acids. Gene Ontology annotation, molecular function: protein binding. The transcript is spliced from 3 exons. NCBI's taxonomy places the organism in Eukaryota, Metazoa, Chordata, Chondrichthyes, Orectolobiformes, Rhincodontidae.
CCCCGCCCAGCAGGUAGUUUCAGUCUCCCCUCAAUUGUACCCAUUCGCUGAUACAAAGAUACAUUUCGAUGGGACCUUCCUGCACUGAGUGCUCAGCGCUAGCCAUUAAGCCUGCAGCAGGAGGAGGGAAGGACCGACCAUGAGUGAGCAGCAGAGCCCGAGCGGUGAUAAUGCCUCCCUGUUCCACAAGGCCUCGCACCCGGAGAGCGUCCUGGCCCAACUCGACAGCCUGCGGAGGCAGCGCCUCUUCACCGACGUGACCCUGCGAGCCGGCCGCCGCUCCUUCCUGUGCCACCGGGCAGUGCUGGCUGCCUGCAGCCGCUACUUCGCGGCCAUGUUCGGCGGCGGCCUGCGGGAGAGCGGCGAGCCGGAGGUGGACCUGCGGGCCAGCGUGCACCCCGAGGCGCUGGAGCCGCUGCUCGACUACGCGUACACGGCGCGCCUGGCCCUCAGCGAGGCCAACGCCGAGCGGCUGCUGCAGGCCGGCGACAUGCUGCAGUUCCCCGACGUCCGCGACGCCGCCGCCGCUUUCCUGGAGCGCCGGCUGCGGCCCUCCAACUGCCUGCGCCUGCUCCUGCUCUCCGACGCGCACCAGUGCCGCCACCUGAGACAGCGGGCCCGCGCCGUCUGCCUCGCCCACUUCCAGCGCCUGGCCUCCGGCGAAGAGUUUUGCCGGCUGCCCGAGGCCACACUGGCCGAGCUGUUAGCCAGCGACGAGCUGGAGGCCGAGGACGAGCGGGCCGUCCACCUGGCCGUCGUGCGCUGGGCUCGACACCGACCGCCCGGUGAAGGCCGGCGGCACCUGUCCGGCCCUUUGCGGCACGUCCGCCUCGCCCUGCUGCCCGCUCCUUACCUUGAGGCCUGGGCGCAGGCCGAGCAUCUCCUGGACGACGACCCGUUCGGCCGCGCACUGGUGGACGAGGCGCGCCGCUACCAGCGCGCGGGGGUGGGGUCUGCGGGCACGGUCACGCCGCCGUGCGCGCGUCCCAGGCGCGCAGGGCACACGCUGCUGAUCCUGGGCGGUCCCACCUUCUUGUGCGACCAGGUGUACGAGCUGGAGCGGGGGGAGGGGCAGUGGGAGGAGCUGGAGCGGGGGGAGGGCGACUCUGAGAGCAGACCGGUGGGGGAUGGGCACCAGGAGCUUGUGGAGCAGGGCCGGCGGGAGGAGCAAGGGGUGAGGGAACUGCACUGCCGGGACUCGGGAACUGGGCGCCGGAAGAGUUUGGAGGAAGACCUGGGUUUGGGGUGGCGUGGGGAGGAAGCGGAGGAGGGGCGGGACCUCGGGGAGGGGAGGGGGCGUAUUGUCGCCAAGGCGCGCUUGCCCAGCCCCCGCAAAGAGUUCAGCGCCUGCGCCCUGGGCCGCCGCGUCUACCUGAGCGGCGGGCGGGGCCCCGAGAAUGGGGUCUCGCGAGACGUCUGGGUCUAUGACGCGGCGGCUGGCGAUUGGUCCAAAGUGGCGCCAAUGUUGGUUGCUCGCUUCGGCCAUGGCUCGGCCGAGCUGCGGGGAGGUGUCUUCGUGCUCGGAGGCCAUGGCUCGGCUUGGGUACCGGGCUCGGCCCCUCUCACGCAGGUGGAGCGUUACGAGCCGUCCGCCAACACCUGGACCGCCGUGUCUCCUCUCCCCGACGGUGUCAGCAACGCGGCGGUGGUGAGCGCUCAGUUACGGCUAUACGUCUUCGGCGGCGGCGCCUCGAGCCUCCCAGCUGCCGAGCGUCGGUCCCGGGUGCAGCGUUACGAGCCGCUGGAGGACCGCUGGGCCGUGCCGGCCGUCUGCCCACAGCCCUGGCGCUACACGGCCGCCGCCGCCCUGGGCAGCCAGAUCUUCAUCAUGGGCGGCGACACGGAGUUCACGGCGGCCUCGGCCUACCGCUUUGACUGUGACACCAACCAGUGGACACGGGUGGGCGACAUGACGGCCAAGCGCAUGAGCUGCCACGCCGUGGCCUCGGGCAACAAGCUCUACGUGGUGGGCGGCUACUUCGGCACACAGCGCUGUAAGACCCUGGACUGCUACGACCCGACCUCAGACACUUGGAGCAGCAUCACCACCGUGCCGUACUCGCUCAUUCCCACUGCCUUUGUCAGUACCUGGAAGCAGUUCCCUGACUGAUGCUCAUCACUUCUCACCUUAACCGAGAGUGGAAGGAAAAUCUCGGUAUUUCACACCAAGUUGCCAUGGACCAUCCUUCCCAGGAUCCUGGACAAAGGCUUUCCUCUGUCUAGAGGACUGUACUACGGAGCAGCAGACUGCGAAACCUGUGCCAAGCUGGCUAAUGAGCCUCACUGUCAUUAUGAUCAUAACUGGGAGUUUGAAAGAUGUCAUAUAGAAGCUUGAUGGAAGCGCAGGAGGAGUUUGGGGGUUGUGUUUGUGGGGAGACUAAUGAGAUCCAUUAAAUUGACAAUAUUCUGA